AGGGUAAAGCAUCCAUCGGUGAGGCAGAGAGUAAAUUCACUACAAAAAACUGAGUGUCCUCCCCAACAAAAAAAAAUUCUUAGCUAAAAAUUGCCAUUGUUUUUCUCAUUCGGUCCUGCUUCUUUCAAAAAAGAAAAGUCGGUUUCUUGGUUUAUUUAUGUUUGAAUGGUUUUAAUUGAUUAUUCAUACGAAAAUUCAAGCUUAUGAAACUGUGUUUUUUUUUUAAUCUGCACAUUUAAUUGAAAGUUUUUUCUUCUCAAUUUUUCCUUUUAUUUUUCGUAGAAUUAGUGGAGGGUUAUUUUUUGUUCCCUCCUCUUGGAUCUAAACAAGGUUGCUUAUUUCAAACCUUUUCGAUCCAUUUUUAUUUUCUUGAAUCUUCUUGAAAAAAACCCUGUUCUUUACUUUUGAUAAGAACCAGGUGUAUAUUUUCGGAUUCAGUUUUAUUUUUCUUUAAAAAAAAAUCAUAAUGGAAGCUGCUCUCAAUAUGUACAAUAGCAUAACGUUUCAACAGCCAGAUUCGUUUGGUGGUGGUGAACUCAUGGAAGCGCUUGUACCUUAUAUAAAUACCGUUUCCAACUCUUCUCCUUAUCCCGCGUCUGCGUCUGCGUUUAUUCAACCCGCAGCGUCUGCGUUUUCCCCUUCUCUCCCUACCUUCCCCGGAUAUUACCCGCAAGACUAUUCAACGUACAUGACACAACCGUUUUCUUACGGGUCGGAUCUUCAGCAAACCGCGUCAUUAACCGGGCUAAACCACCUCUCUUCCUCCCAAGUUCACCAGAACCAUAACCACAGCAACGCUUUCUCGAGUCUCCUCAGCCCCAAGCCGCUGCUGAUGAAGCAGUCCGGCGCCGCCUACGGUGGUGUUCCGGAGAAGCCGACGAAGCUGUACAGAGGCGUGAGGCAGCGUCACUGGGGGAAAUGGGUGGCGGAGAUCCGUUUGCCGAGGAACCGUACCCGUCUUUGGCUCGGGACGUUCGACACGGCGGAGGAAGCAGCGCUGGCCUACGACAAGGCGGCGUAUAAGCUGCGCGGCGACUUCGCCCGGCUUAACUUCCCGAACCUGCGUCACAGCGGGUCCCACAUCGGAGGCGAGUUCGGCGAGUACAAACCGCUGCACUCCACCGUAGACGCCAAGCUCGAAGCUAUUUGUCAGAGCAUGGCGGAGGCGGAGAAACAGGGCAAAACGGCGGCGACGAAAGGAUCCAAGAAACGUGCCUCGAAGAAAACUGAGGCGGAGAAAGUCAAGGCGGAGGAUAACUCCAACGCUGGAUCUCCACCGCCGGCGACGGAGUUUGUCGAGUCCGCCGGCUCUUCGCCGUUGUCGGACUUAACGUUCGCCGACACGGAGGAGCCGCCGCAGUGUUGGAACGAGACGUUCUCGUUGGAGAAGUAUCCGUCGUACGAGAUAGAUUGGGACAAGAUCCUGUCUUAGAUCGGUUUGGUUUGGUUUGGUUUGGUAAGAAUAGGGGUAAAAUAGGAAUUUUAGAAGCCGCCUGUAAUGGAGUUUUUGGAUAUUACAUGGAGAGGCUAAUAGGGUAAUUAUGUUUAUGAUUAGUGGGUUAAAUCUCGUAUGUCAAUAUUAUGUUUGUAUCAGUCUCUGUGUCGGUCCAGCUGCGGUUUUUUGUCAUGCUUCGACCAUGCCACAGAUUUCGUUUUAUGUAAUUUUCCUUUUUUUUUGGUCUAUGUAAUCUCUAGCUUCGUUUUCUAUAAUCUUAAUGAUGUUUUUAGUUUA
Molecule: messenger RNA, 1732 nt
Organism: Raphanus sativus (radish)
Lineage: Eukaryota; Viridiplantae; Streptophyta; Magnoliopsida; Brassicales; Brassicaceae
Product: ethylene-responsive transcription factor RAP2-4
Exons: 1
Coding region: 467-1432 (321 amino acids)
Biological process (GO): regulation of DNA-templated transcription
Molecular function (GO): DNA binding; DNA-binding transcription factor activity
Source: RefSeq, a predicted model, not a curated record